AUGAGAUUUAGUUUUAAGCGUACAAAGUUAUUGUAUGCUAUUGUUGCAUCAAUUAUUUUAUUAUUCUUUAUUUCAAGUUUUAUUUCUUUUGGAUCAAGAGUUAAAAUUUCAAAUGCAGUUGAUCCGACUUUGAAUAAACCUGAUUUAUCUCAACAAGUUGCUUCUGUUCCAAUUGAUGAAAGUGUCGAUGCUUCUUCUUUAAAUGAGUUGAAGUCUAAUAAUAAACUCUCUUCGAUUUCCUCUUCUUCUGAAGGUUUCCAAGGUGACAGCACUGCUGGAUUAAAAAUUACUUCAAAUAUAUUAAAUAAUGAAAUUGUUCCUGUUGGUAAGUGUGGGAAAGAACACCAGUUUGUUAUUAUGAUCGAUGCUGGAUCUUCCGGUUCUCGUAUUCAUAUUUAUGAAUUCGAUAUUUGUUCUCAACCUCCAGUUUUAAUCAAAGAAGUAUUUGAAGCUUUAAAACCAGGCCUAUCGUCAUUUGACGCUGACACAGAAGGUGCUGCCAUGUCUUUGGACCCAUUGUUGGGUAAAGCACUGGCUGUUAUACCUGAUGCAGCUAAAAAAUGUACGCCAGUGUCAGUAAAGGCUACUGCCGGGUUAAGAUUACUAGGUGAAGAAAAAUCACAAAAUAUAUUAGAUGCAAUAAGAUUACGUUUAACUGAAAAAUAUCCAUUUCCAAUAGUUCAAAAUAACGGUAUAUCAAUUAUGGGUGGUGAUGAAGAAGGAGUAUUUGCCUGGAUCACCACAAAUUAUCUUUUAGGUAAUAUUGGUAACGGAGAGGUAAGAAAUCCAACAAGUGCCAUAUUUGAUUUAGGAGGUGGGUCAACCCAAAUUGUAUUUGAACCAGAUUUAAAUAUCAAUGAAGAGAUGGUUGAAGGGGAACAUAAAUAUGAAUUGACGUUUGGCGGAGAGAAAUAUGUAUUGUAUCAAUUUUCACAUCUUGGAUAUGGAUUAAACCAAAUUAGAGAACAGAUUAAUAAGUUGAUUGUUGAAAGAGCGAUUUCCAAGGACAUUGGCAUUGAUAAAGAAAAAAAAUUAAAUUUAAUGUCACCUUGUCUAGCGCCAGGUUCUGAACUAUUAGAUGUCAAAGUUCAAAUAUCAACAGGAGAUGUGUUUUUAGUCGACUUUCAUAGUACAGAAAUUCCAUCAGCACCACAAUGCAGACGAUUAGCAGAAGAUAUUCUUAAGAAAAAACUAAACUGUGAGAUCAAACCAUGUUCAUUUAAUGGAGUGCACCAACCAUCAUUAGUUCAUACAUUUAAAGAGACUAACGAUAUGCAUAUUUUCUCAUUUUUUUAUGAUAGAACCCAAUCAUUAGGCUUUUCAGAAACAUUUACCUUACAAGAAUUGAAAGAUCUAUCUAGAAAUAUAUGUCAAGGUAAGACAGCUUGGGAAGCAAUGUACCAAAAUAGCCCUGGUGUUAUUGAAGAGUUAAAUUCAGACCCAUAUUAUUGUUUGGACUUAUCAUACCAAGUUACAUUGUUACAAACAGGAUAUGAUAUACCAUUAUUAAGAACUUUAAAAACUGCACAAAAAAUAUCUGAUAAAGAAAUUGGCUGGUGCUUAGGAGCAUCACUACCAUUAAUUGAAUCAAACACUUGGCAAUGUAGAAUCGAUCAAACAAUAUAA
Vanderwaltozyma polyspora DSM 70294 is the source of this 1626-nucleotide messenger RNA. Its product is annotated as guanosine-diphosphatase. The transcript has a single exon. Gene Ontology annotation, cellular component: membrane; Golgi apparatus. Gene Ontology annotation, biological process: protein N-linked glycosylation; nucleoside diphosphate catabolic process. NCBI's taxonomy places the organism in Eukaryota, Fungi, Ascomycota, Saccharomycetes, Saccharomycetales, Saccharomycetaceae. Gene Ontology annotation, molecular function: GDP phosphatase activity; UDP phosphatase activity. The coding region runs from base 1 to 1626 and encodes 541 amino acids. The record is from RefSeq and is a predicted model, not a curated record.